AUGAGGUACGGCCGAGAUGUGAACAGUGCCGACGCCUCCAACUCCUCUGCGGAUGGAAACCGCGACUCUAUUUUCGCCACGACACAGCGCGCAUCCUUCGCCAGCAUUCCAACGUCAACAAAUUCAGCUGCCGUGUUUGGCGUCUCGACAGUGCUUUGGAAAUCCUCCCUGGCCAUCGUGACAGCUCUCCGAGCUUCAAUGCGUGCCACAGCACUGAGCAGACCAGACACCAAGCCAGCCCUGACAAUGCUGUAUCGCCAAUCGCCAAAGAGAGACCAAGUCCUGUGUCCCUUUUCACCAACUUCAAACAUAUCACAAGCGUCAAAACAUCCCGUCGCUGUGCCGUGUGGAGAGCCCCAUGAAUCAGACCCAAACGUCCACAUGGUCCGGACGAGCAACGACAUGCACGCCUUUCUGAGUCUGGAAUCCGAAGGCUGGACGCGAUCCCAGGCCUCCUCCCACAGUCCGGCCGUGCGACCAAAACGCGGCGAUGGAUCGCGUGGUCUUGUCCGCGCAGUGGCGAAGGGAAAUGAACCAUCGCUCUUGGCCGACUAUGGAGCUCGCAUCUGGCGGGAACUGACGCGGACGACGGCCGAACACCUCAUCUCUUACCGGUGCAAGUGA
Fonsecaea monophora is the source of this 624-nucleotide messenger RNA. RefSeq lists its product as hypothetical. The record is from RefSeq and is a predicted model, not a curated record. The transcript has 2 exons. NCBI's taxonomy places the organism in Eukaryota, Fungi, Ascomycota, Eurotiomycetes, Chaetothyriales, Herpotrichiellaceae. Bases 1 to 624 code for a protein of 207 amino acids.